AUGUUGUGGGGAGGAGGGCGUGGCGGCAAAGGGUCUUUGGGAGGAGAGCGUGUGGGCAGCAUGUCGUGGGAGGAGAGCUUGGUGGAAGCGGGUUGUGGGGAGGAGGGCGUGGUGGCAGAGGGUCUUUGGGAGGGGAGCUUGGUGGAAGCGGGUUGUGGGGAGGAGACCGGGGUGACAGCAGGUCGUGGAGAGGAGAGCUUGGUGGAAGCGGGCCGUAGGGAGGAGAGCGGGGUGGCAGCGGGUCAUGUGGAGGAGAGCUUGGUGGAAGCGGGUUGUGGGGAGGAGGGCGUGGUGGAAGCGGGUCGUGUAGAGGAGAGCGUGAGGGCAGCAGGUCGUGGGGAGGAGAGCGUGGUGGCAGCAGGUCGUGGGGAGGAGAGCGGGGUGGCAGCGGGUCGUGUGGAGGAGAGCGGGGUGGAAGCGGGUUGUGGGGAGGAGAGCGUCGGGUCGCGUGGAGGAGAACGUGAGGGCAGCAGGUCAUGGGGAGGAGAGCGUGGUGGCAGCGGGUCGUGGGGAGGAGAGCGGGGUGGCAGCGGGUCGUGGGGAGGAGAGCUUGGUGGUAGCGGGUCGUGGGGAGGAGAGCGGGGUGGCAGCGGGUCGAGUGGAGGAGAGCGGGGUGGAAGGGGGUUGUGGGGAGGAGAGCGUGUGACAGCAGGUCGUGGGGAGGAGAGCUUGGUGGUAGCGGGUCGUGUGGAGGAGAACGUGAGGGCAGCAGGUCGUGUGGAGGAGAACGUGCUGGCAGCGGGUCGUGUGGAGGAGAACGUGAGGGCAGCAGGUCAUGGGGAGGAGAGCGUGGUGGCAGCGGGUCGUGGGGAGGAGAGCGGGGUGGCAGCGGGUCGUGGGGAGGAGAGCUUGGUGGUAGCGGGUCGUGGGGAGGAGAGCGGGGUGGCAGCGGAUCGUAGAGAGGAGAGCGUGGUGGCAGCGGGUCGUGAGGAGGAGAGCGGAGUGGCAGCAGGUCGUGGGGAGGAGAGCGAGGUGGCAGCGGGUCGUGGGGAGGAGAGUGAGGUAGCAGCGGGUCGUGGAGAGGAGAGCGGGGUGGCAGCGGGACGUGGGGAGGAGGGCGUGGCGGAGGUGGGUCGUGGGAGGAGAGCGUGA
Molecule: messenger RNA, 1092 nt
Organism: Salmo salar (Atlantic salmon)
Lineage: Eukaryota; Metazoa; Chordata; Actinopteri; Salmoniformes; Salmonidae
Source: RefSeq, a predicted model, not a curated record